Molecule: messenger RNA, 4758 nt
Organism: Aspergillus tanneri
Lineage: Eukaryota; Fungi; Ascomycota; Eurotiomycetes; Eurotiales; Aspergillaceae
Gene: ARO1
Product: pentafunctional protein ARO1
Exons: 2
Coding region: 1-4758 (1585 amino acids)
Biological process (GO): chorismate biosynthetic process; aromatic amino acid biosynthetic process
Cellular component (GO): cytoplasm
Molecular function (GO): shikimate kinase activity; 3-dehydroquinate dehydratase activity; 3-phosphoshikimate 1-carboxyvinyltransferase activity
Source: RefSeq, a predicted model, not a curated record
AUGACCGAGCCUACAAAGAUUAGCAUCCUGUGUGGGGAGAACCAGUAUCGGGAGAGCAUUAUUGUGGAUUUCGGUCUCUGGCGUAGCUAUGUUGCUAAGAACCUGAUCAUUGACUGCCCCUCCACGACCUACGUCCUCAUCACCGACACCAAUAUCGGUUCGAUCUAUACUCCUGCGUUCCAGAAGACCUUCGAAGAUGCCACCGCCACUAUCGCAUCAUCGCCUCGAUUGCUGGUGUAUCAUGCUCCCCCGGGUGAAGUGUCCAAAUCACGACAGACCAAAGCCGACAUUGAAGACUGGAUGUUGAGCCAAAAUCCCCCGUGUGGUCGGGAUACUGUGAUUAUUGCCCUAGGUGGGGGUGUUAUUGGAGACCUGACUGGUUUUGUUGCUGCCACCUACAUGCGCGGUGUGCGAUAUGUGCAGGUUCCAACAACUCUCCUGGCGAUGGUGGAUUCGUCGAUCGGAGGAAAGACCGCCAUCGAUACCCCGCUGGGCAAGAAUCUCAUUGGCGCCAUCUGGCAACCGACAAAGAUCUACAUCGACCUAGAAUUUCUAGAGACACUCCCCGUGAGGGAGUUCAUCAACGGAAUGGCCGAAGUGAUCAAGACAGCCGCCAUCUCAAGUGAGGAGGAAUUCGCUGCCCUGGAGGACAACGCUGAUGCGAUCUUGACGGCGGUCCGCCGUCAAGUGAAGCCGGGCCAACGCCGGUUUGAGGGCAUUGAGGAUCUUCUGAAGGCCAGAAUUUUGGCCUGUGCACGCCAUAAGGCCUACGUUGUCUCUGCGGAUGAGCGCGAGGGUGGUCUGCGGAACCUCUUGAACUGGGGUCACUCCAUCGGUCACGCCAUCGAGGCAAUCCUGACCCCCCAGAUUCUUCAUGGGGAGUGCGUCGCGAUUGGUAUGGUUAAGGAGGCAGAGCUCGCUCGCCACCUUGGUCUCUUGAAGGACGUUGCUGUCUCUCGCAUCGUCAAGUGUAUUUCCGCUUAUGGCCUGCCUACCACAUUGAAGGAUUCACGGAUCAGGAAACUGACUGCAGGAAAGCAUUGCCCAGUUGACCAGUUACUGUUCUAUAUGGCUUUGGAUAAGAAAAAUGACGGCCCGAAGAAGAAAGUCGUCCUCCUAUCGGCAAUUGGCCGUACCUACGAGCCAAGGGCCAGCGUGGUUGCAAAUGAAGACAUAAGUGUUGUACUCGCUCCCAGCAUCGAAGUUCAACCCGGUGUUGCCCCAUCGUCGAAUGUUGUCUGCGCACCUCCGGGAUCAAAGAGUAUUUCCAACCGAGCUCUGGUCUUGGCCGCUCUUGGUUCAGGUACUUGUCGCAUCAAAAACCUGCUACAUUCGGAUGAUACUGAGGUCAUGUUGAACGCUUUGGAGAAGAUUGGGGCCGCCACCUUCUCUUGGGAAGAAGAGGGUGAAGUUCUCGUGGUGAACGGAAAGGGUGGAGAUCUCCAAGCACACCCUUCACCCCUUUACCUUGGCAACGCAGGCACUGCGUCUCGCUUCCUCACCACCGUUGCAACGCUUGCCACAGCAGGCAGCGUGGAAUCUAGCUUGCUCACAGGUAAUAACCGCAUGAAGCAGAGACCAAUCGGCGAUUUGGUUGAUGCGUUGACAACCAACGGUGCAUCAAUCGAAUACGUGGAGAAAAAGGGCAGCCUCCCCCUCAAAAUCGCUGCAUCCGGUGGAUUCGCGGGAGGGCAAAUCAACCUAGCCGCCAAAGUGUCUUCGCAAUAUGUCUCCUCCUUGCUUAUGUGUGCCCCAUACGCCAAGGAGCCUGUCACUUUGAAGCUGGUGGGCGGAAAGCCCAUCUCGCAGCCAUACAUCGACAUGACCACAGCAAUGAUGAGAUCAUUUGGCAUUGAUGUGCAGAAGUCCACCAGUGAGGAGCACACAUACCACAUCCCCCAGGGUCGGUACGUUAACCCUGAUGAAUACGUCGUUGAGAGUGAUGCCAGUUCCGCAACUUAUCCCUUGGCAAUUGCUGCAAUCACCGGAACGACUUGCACGGUCCCCAACAUUGGGUCCAAAUCUCUCCAGGGUGACGCGCGUUUCGCCGUAGACGUCUUGAGACCUAUGGGCUGCUCAGUGAAGCAGACUGACACAUCAACCACUGUCGUCGGUCCUCCCAAUGGCAACCUACGGCCACUUCCCAACGUGGACAUGGAGCCGACGACAGACGCCUUCCUUACGGCCUCUGUACUAGCGGCUGUGGCUCGUGGAGAUGGCACCAACCACACCACUCGUAUCUACGGAAUUGCGAAUCAGCGAGUGAAAGAAUGCAACCGGAUCAAGGCAAUGAAGGACGAGCUUGCGAAAUUUGGCGUUAUCUGUCGGGAACAUGACGACGGUCUCGAGAUCGAUGGCAUUGAUCGCAAGACUCUUCGGCAGCCAACUGGCGGUAUUUUCUGUUACGAUGAUCACCGGAUCGCCUUCAGCUUCAGCGUUUUUUCACUGGUGGCUCCUCAAUCGACUCUCAUUCUCGAGAAGGAGUGCGUUGGCAAGACGUGGCCAGGUUGGUGGGACACUCUGAGACAGUUGUUUACCGUAAAGCUCAAGGGUAAAGAACUGGACGAUGAGUCCUCAGCCCUGACACAGGCUGAGAAGACCAGUGCUUCCGUUAUUAUCAUCGGUAUGCGUGGUGCUGGCAAGACUACAAGCGGACGUUGGGUUGCGAAGACGCUGAACCGGCCGUUUGUCGACUUGGACACUGAACUUGAACAGAACGAGGGCAUGGCAAUUCCGGACAUCAUCAAAGAGCGGGGCUGGCAAGGGUUCAGAGAUGCCGAGCUCAGUCUCCUACAGCGCACACUGAAAGAACGAUCUACAGGCUACGUUUUCGCUUGUGGGGGGGGUGUGGUUGAAAUGCCCGAAGCCAGAAAGUUGCUUGUCGAUUACCACAAAACAAAGGGAACUGUCAUGCUCAUCAUGCGCGAUAUCAAGCAGGUCAUGAAUUUCCUUUCAACUGAUAAGACCCGUCCUGCCUAUGUGGAAGACAUGAUGGGUGUGUGGCUUCGCCGAAAGCCAUGGUUCCAUGAAUGCAGUAACAUACAGUAUUAUAGCCAACACGCGAGCUCAGGUGGCCUAGAUCGAGCGUCCGAGGACUUCACCCGGUUCAUGAAGGUAGUCACGGGACAGGUAGACAAUCUCAGCAUCAUCAAACGCAAGCCCCAAUCCUUCUUCGUGUCGUUGACAUUACCCAAUCUACGAGAAGCCAGUGAUAUUCUACCAGAUGUAUGCGCCGGCUCCGAUGCCGUAGAAUUGCGAGUCGAUUUGUUGAAGGAUCCAUCUUCGGAUAGCGACAUUCCUUCUGUCGACUACGUCGCAGAUCAGAUGUCUUUCCUCCGUAGCCGCAUUACACUACCCUUGAUCUUCACUAUUCGGACCAAGAGCCAAGGUGGUCGUUUCCCUGAUGAUGCGCACGAUGCGGCGAUGGAUCUGUAUCGACUCGCCAUCAGAUCUGGCAGCGAAUUUGUCGAUCUGGAAAUAGCUUUCCCCGAUGAGAUGCUCCGCGCUGUCACUGAGAUGAAGGGAUACUCGAAGAUCAUCGCCUCCCACCACGACCCAAAGGGCGAGCUCUCUUGGGCCAAUAUGUCUUGGAUGAAGUUUUACAACAGAGCACUGGAGUACGGUGACGUGAUCAAGCUUGUCGGGGUUGCAAACAGCAUCGACGAUAAUACGGCACUCAGGAAAUUCAAGAACUGGGCUGAAAGCGCCCACGACGUUCCGGUCAUCGCGAUAAAUAUGGGCGACAACGGGCAGCUUAGCCGUAUUCUAAACGGCUUCAUGACCCCAGUAUCUCACCCCAGCCUCCCAUUCAAGGCUGCUCCAGGUCAACUCUCUGCGGCCGAGAUCCGCAGGGGAUUGUCCUUGAUGGGAGAGAUCAAGAAGAAGAAGUUCGCGAUCUUCGGGACACCGAUUGCAGCAUCCCGUUCUCCAGACCUGCACAACACGCUCUUCGAUCAAAUGGGCCUACCGCACGAGUACACCCGGUUGGAGACCAGCAACGCCGAAGAUGCUAGGGGUUUCAUACGCUCUCCUGAGUUCGGUGGUGCCUCAGUUACGAUACCUUUGAAAUUGGACAUUAUGCCCCUAUUGGAUGAAGUCGCGCAGGAGGCCGAAAUCAUUGGUGCUGUGAACACAAUUGUCCCCAUCACCGAUGGCACAGACAAGCCGGCGCGGCUGGUUGGUUACAACACUGACUGGCAAGGAAUGAUCCUCUCCCUUCGCAACGCUGGUGUCCAGGGGACCAAUGGUGACUCUAGCGCCAUGGUUAUUGGCGGUGGCGGAACCGCUCGAGCGGCAAUCUUCGCUCUCCACAGUAUGGGAUACGCCCCGAUCUACAUCAUCGGACGAUCCCCCAGCAAGCUGCAGAGCGUGGUCUCGACAUUCCCCACCGGCUACGAUAUUCGAAUUGUGGAGGGUGAUGAGAAGCUGGACAAAAUCCCCAGUGUCGCCAUUGGCACUAUCCCCGCCGACAGACCGAUCGAUCCCGCCAUGCGUGAGACUCUGUGUCAUAUGUUCGAACGUGCCGAGGAGGCUGACGCGGAUAUUGUGAAGACCGGGGAGAAGGCCCCGCGAGUACUUCUGGAGAUGGCCUACAAGCCGGCGGUGACAGCAUUGAUGCAGCUUGCUUCUGAUGCCGGAUGGAAGACCAUUCCCGGCUUGGAAGUCCUGGUUGGACAGGGAUGGUACCAGUUCAAACACUGGACGGGGAUUUCCCCGCUCUACGAAGACGCCAGGACGGCCGUCAUUGGCUCUGCGUGA